Molecule: messenger RNA, 644 nt
Organism: Canariomyces notabilis
Lineage: Eukaryota; Fungi; Ascomycota; Sordariomycetes; Sordariales; Chaetomiaceae
Product: Molybdopterin biosynthesis MoaE
Exons: 2
Coding region: 45-644 (199 amino acids)
Biological process (GO): Mo-molybdopterin cofactor biosynthetic process
Cellular component (GO): cytosol
Molecular function (GO): molybdopterin synthase activity
Source: RefSeq, a predicted model, not a curated record
GACGUAUACUACCUUAUACACAACACCGCCAAGGUCGUUCCAGAAUGGCCUCUCAAGACCAAAUCAACCCCUCCUCAGCCCCCGACGAGCCCGAAACCUUCCUCCAGCAAGAGGGCUGCUACGUCGCCCUAACCACCUCCCCGCUCAACCUCCAAUCCGUCACCGACCGCGUCCGGAGUCCCCAAGCAGGGGCAAUCGUGCUCUUCGCCGGAACUACCCGAGACAACUUCGCCGGCCAACCGGUCAAGCAACUCGAGUACACGGCCUACGAGCCCCUCGCCCUGCGGACCAUGAUGACGAUCGCCUCAUCGCUCCGCGCAAAACACGACCUCAGGGGCUUAGCCAUGGUCCACCGGCUGGGCGUGGUGCCCAUUGGCGAGGAGAGCAUCCUGAUCGCCGUGUCUGCGCCCCACCGCCAGGCGGCCUGGCGCGCCGGCGAAGAGGCGCUCGAGGAGUGCAAGGAGCGCGUUGAGGUGUGGAAGAAAGAGGAGUUUGCCCAUGGCGGCGGCGUGUGGAGGGCCAAUCGCGACGGGAAGAGGGGUCAGAGGGAGGGUGAAUCAAGGGAAGGGGGAGAAGGGGUUGGGAAGGGGGAUGGUAAUGGUAGCAGUGAGGGGCAGGGGACUGAGGUCGAUGGGCAAACGUGA